GAUCGAUAACAUCGUCUGCAAUUCAAUGUUUGUUUCGCGGAAACAACGAGGUCGCAACAAGGAAGAAGGAGGCCCGAGCUUCUGUCACCACCCUGAUUCCUUUUUUUUCCCCCCCCCUCUUCAGCACUGGCUUCUCAUUAGACCGUGCCUCGAGGUAUGACCCCUGCUGGAAAAUAACCUAGUUACGGAGUACAAUAGUGAUGUUUCCCUGUACGGGGUGCAACCCUUGCGGACGUGCGACAUUGAGCAUCUUUCUGCAAAGUCCAGGCCAGAACACAGAGAUACAAAUCAUUUCCUAGGGGCCUUUGCUUCAGGGGAUUGUUUUAUUAAACAUUUCAGUUUUGACCACCCGACCGUUAUUUUUUCUCCAAUUGACGUAGAAAUACGCCGAAAGCGGCCGGAAGAUCGACCUAACAAUGGCAUGAUGCACUUCGCACGUCCUUUGGGGCAUUAUGGUGUGCGUGAUGCGGCAAACCCGCUUCGUACGUCUGCGGCCUCAAGAUCGAUGCCGGCUUCUGAGCCUGUUCGCUAGCAAAAUUUCAUUUUUUACCGAGGAAAUCCAAAACACCCGAAGCCUGGGUACUACGGAGUACAAUGUUGCUCCUUUUUUCUUGUGGGGAAGCAAAAAGCCUGUUUCGGACCGCAAAUGGCGCGCGAUUGUUCUCAUGUGCCAAUCUCCGACAUCUUUGCUACGCGCAGCUACAGAUAAGGAGACAUUCAGCUACUUGAUCCUGAACGCACACCGCGGAAGCUUCGGAUGCUAGCAAAAUGCAGGAACGGUGGCUCUGUCAAUGAGCAUUCUUCGCGCCAUUACUUUGGAAAACUACGUGGCCAGAGUUACCUGGGAUCAUGCGUAUCAUGUGGUUGACGUCAGUCAAUGCGAGGCGUAUUUCGAACUUCUCGCUUCUUCUGCGACAAAUAGCCGGGCUAUACCACUUGUG
Coccidioides immitis RS is the source of this 941-nucleotide messenger RNA. RefSeq lists its product as uncharacterized. Bases 453 to 764 code for a protein of 103 amino acids. The record is from RefSeq and is a predicted model, not a curated record. The transcript is spliced from 3 exons. NCBI's taxonomy places the organism in Eukaryota, Fungi, Ascomycota, Eurotiomycetes, Onygenales, Onygenaceae.